GUUAGCGGCAUGCUGGUGGGAGGUCAUGGGGAGCCGAACCCGAACACUACAUGGCUACAGAGUCGGGGAUUCUGGAUAGCCUACUCCCUGGGACUCCUGGUUCUCCACCUCAUCCUUCUGUCUGUGCCUGUCUUCAGCAUCCCCGUCGCUUGGACUCUCACACAUCAGAUACACACAGUAUUGCAGUUUAUAUUCCUGCACACGCUGAAGGGCGCACCAUGGAUCCCUCAGGACCAGGGAGACUGCCGUGUGCUCACCCACUGGGAGCAGAUCGACUACGGGGAGCAGUUCACAACCACCAGGAAGUUCCUCACCGUCGCUCCGAUUGUGUUGUUUCUGCUGACAUGUUUCUACACACGCAAUGCCUCACACCACUUUGUGAUAAACUUCAUCUCUCUGGUAGUGGUAGUCCUGCCUAAGCUGCCGCAGUUCCACAAGGUUCGGUUGUUUGGUAUAAACAAGUACUGAGCACUGCUGCCACCACGACAGCACCGUACCCGGGAUACCUGACUAGAGGCGUGCCAAAGCGACAACGAGGACUGAGAACUCUAAACUCAAGUGGUGAUCUUGUGAUGAUUUGUAUAUAAGAGCAAUAAAAUUGGCUAGCAUUUAAGUUUAA
Messenger RNA from Homalodisca vitripennis (glassy-winged sharpshooter), 619 nucleotides. RefSeq names its product ORM1-like protein. The record is from RefSeq and is a predicted model, not a curated record. The coding region runs from base 10 to 468 and encodes 152 amino acids. The transcript has 4 exons. Gene Ontology annotation, cellular component: endoplasmic reticulum membrane. Lineage: Eukaryota; Metazoa; Arthropoda; Insecta; Hemiptera; Cicadellidae. Gene Ontology annotation, biological process: ceramide metabolic process; intracellular sphingolipid homeostasis; negative regulation of ceramide biosynthetic process.